Solea solea (common sole) is the source of this 2887-nucleotide messenger RNA. It is a transcript of the gene hsd17b4, whose product is annotated as hydroxysteroid (17-beta) dehydrogenase 4. The coding region runs from base 113 to 2410 and encodes 765 amino acids. Gene Ontology annotation, molecular function: oxidoreductase activity. The transcript is spliced from 24 exons. The record is from RefSeq and is a predicted model, not a curated record. Lineage: Eukaryota; Metazoa; Chordata; Actinopteri; Pleuronectiformes; Soleidae.
AGUGGAAUUUGUAGAACUUCAACCUGCCGUUUCAAUAGCAGGACAGCAGUGGAACUGAGGAGCUUAGAGAGGACGACAUAGGAAUAUUAGAGACAACUCACUCACAGGAAUAAUGUCCUUAUCUUUCGAGGGAAGAGUCGUGCUUGUCACUGGAGCCGGAGGAGGACUUGGCAGAGAAUAUGCCCUGGCUUUUGCUGAAAGAGGCGCCUCAGUUAUAGUGAAUGACCUUGGGGUUGACACUAAAGGGGUUGGAAAGAGUUCUGCAGCUGCUGAUAAGGUGGUGGAAGAGAUAAGAGCAAAGGGAGGCAAGGCCGUCGCAAACUAUGAUUCUGUAGAAGAUGGAGAAAAACUGAUCCAGGCAGCACUAGAUGCAUUUGGAAGAAUCGAUGUUGUUGUAAACAAUGCUGGGAUACUUCGUGACCGAUCGUUUGCCUCGACCAGUGAUCUGGACUGGGAUCUGAUUCAAAGAAUUCACUUGAGGGGCUCCUUCCAGGUGACUCGAGCGGCCUGGAGCCACAUGAAAAAACAGAAAUAUGGAAGAAUCAUCAUGACGGCUUCAGCUGCAGGCAUCUAUGGUAACUUUGGUCAGGCCAACUACAGCGCUGCCAAGCUGGGUCUGCUGGGUCUGUCUAACACCUUGGCCAUUGAGGGACGCAAAUACAACAUCCACUGCAACACUAUUGCUCCGGUUGCAGGCUCUCGCCUCACAGAGACCGUCAUGCCCCCUGAUCUUUUGGCAACUCUGAAGCCUGAGUAUGUGGCUCCCCUGGUCCUCUGGCUCUGUCAUGAUCAGUGUCAAGAAAAUGGAGGACUAUUUGAGACUGGGGCAGGCUGGAUUGGUAAAUUGCGCUGGGAGCGUGCUCAGGGACACAUUGCGAGGAGCAAGAACCAACCCAUAACAGCUGAGGCUGUCAGGGACCAGUGGGACAAAAUCUGUGAUUUUACAGACUCCAGCACACCGUCUAAUAUACAAGAGUCUCUCCAGUUAAUUGUGAGCACGCUGUCUCAAGUGGAGUCAGAGGGAGAGGUUGGUGCAAAUCCAACAGCUGCUGCUUCAGUCUCCAGUUCAGGGAUGAGUCCUGCGGAGGCAGUGGGACAUAAACUACCACCAAACACAUUUAACUACAAUCACGCACAGUGUAUCCUCUAUGCAUUGGGGGUCGGCAUGUCCACCAAAGAACCUGACCAUCUUAGGUUCCUGUACGAAGGCCAUCAAGAUUUUGGCUGCCUCCCCACCUUCGGAGUCAUUCCUGCUCAGGCGGCAAUGAUGGAACUCACCUCUGUCCCUGGAAUCAACUUUGAUUUGACAAAGCUUUUGCACGGAGAGCAGUAUCUGGAGCUUUACAAGCCUCUACCAACUUCAGGUCCACUAACUUCUCAGUCCACCAUAGCAGAUGUUUUGGACAAAGGCUCUGGAGCCGUCAUCAUCUUGGACGUGAACACCUACUGUGGCGACGAGCUGCUCUGCUUCAACCAGUUUUCUUUGUUUGUGACCGGAGCUGGAGGCUUUGGAGGGAAGAGAAACUCCAAUAAAGCGAAAGCUACUGUGCCACCACCUCAACGACCACCAGAUGCUGUGGUGACUGAUUUUACCACAAGAGACCAAGCAGCCUUGUAUCGUUUGAGUGGAGACUGGAAUCCUCUUCAUAUAGACCCCAGCUUUGCUGCCAUGGGAGGAUUCAAGGCUCCCAUCCUGCAUGGCCUGUGCUCAUUUGGCUUUGCUGCGAGAAAUGUCCUCAAGCAGUUUGCCAACAACGACCCCUCCAGAUUCAAGGCUAUCAAGGUUCGCUUUGCUAAGACGUUGGUGCCUGGUCAGUCACUGAAGACUGAGAUGUGGAAAGAAGGCAACAGGAUUCACUUCCAGUGCAAAGUGAAUGAUACUGAUGUAAUUUUACUGUCAGGGGCCUACAUGGAUUUACACGAUGCCCCAGAUGCUUCUCCCGAAAGUCUCACUCAAGUAUGUUCAGCUGAGAAUACUCAGCAUUCAAAUUCACAUUCUUCCAUGCACAGUAGCUCAGAAGCUUCUUGUUUCUUGGUGCCUACCAUUGUGCAGGUUGGAGGUCUUCAGAGCGAGCUGGUGUUUGCAGAGAUCGGCCGUCGUAUAAAGGACUCGGGCUCAGAGUUGGUUAAGAAGGUGAACGCCGUGUUUGGCUGGGAGAUUACCAAAGAUGGCAAGAUCACGGCACAGUGGACCAUCGAUCUGAAGAACGGCAGUGGCUCGCUGCAUAAAGGUCCUGACGGUGGGAAAGCAGAUGUGACCUUGACGGUGUCUGAUGAAGACUUCAUGGACGUGGUGCAGGGGAAACUCAACCCUCAGAAGGCAUUCUUCUCUGGCAAACUGAAGGUUAAAGGGAACAUCAUGCUGAGUCAGAAACUGGAUGUCAUCCUGAAGGACUACGCCAAGCUGUGAGCUCCUCGGCAGAGCAGCCACAUGACUUUAAACCGAACGAGCCUCGCAGCCUCCGUCUGUCCACUCACACGAGGCGUUUCUGAAGAGAAACACACUAAUUAAACAGAGUUGGAGCUCUGAAAUAAUAAUCAUGAAGCAAUGUGUCAAAUAAUAAUAAACUGUAUCAUAUGGUUGUUUGUUCUGAGAAUUUUUUUUUUCUCAAAUCACAAGAAUGAAGAACUCAUUGUCAUUCCAUUGGACUUGAAUCCCUCGUGCCUUUAAAUUAAUAUAUAUCUCUGUCUGUUUUCAUAAUUCACUGUAAUCAACAUCAGUCAAAACAUGAUGUUCUGGUGUGUCAGUACUAAACAUCACUUACAUAUAUUAAGUAAAUGUAGUGGGUGAAGUGAUAAUAAAACUAAAACCUGUUGAUAAAAUCAUGUUCAUAUAAUCUGUAACGAAAGUCAUGAAAAUGAAUGAAUUGCUAUUUGCUCUUCUAUG